GGUGCUUGUUGAUCUGUCACGAGCGGCGAGCUAGCUGGAGCAGGCUGGAGCUAUGGCAAAGGUGGAAAUUGCACCACUGAGACCCUGGGAUGAUUUCUUCCCUGGAGCCGAACGGUUCUCCAAACCAGAUCUUGCCGAUUUAAUCAAAUGGAAUAACAGGGUUGUCAGCAAUCUGUUAUAUUAUCAGACAAAUUAUUUGGCGGUGGUAAUUGUUGUUUUUCUGAUUGUGGGGUUUAUGAACCCUCUGGGCAUGAUCCUGGGUGGGGCAGUUGUCACCCUGGUGUUCAUGGGCUCAGUAUGGGGUGCGGAGAACAAGGUUAUGAUCAAGAACUUCAAGAAGAAGAAUCCCACACUCUUUGUCCUGGCUGUUAUGGGUGUCAGCUACUUCCUGAUGUCCCUCUUUGGGGGGGUCAUGGUGUUCAUCUUCGGAAUCACUUUCCCAAUGCUCCUGGUCUUUGCACAUGCUUCCACAAGGCUGCGCAAUAUGAAGAAUAAACUGGAGAACAAGAUCGAGGGGGUGGGGCUAAAGAAGACGCCCAUGGGCAUCAUCCUGGAUGCCCUGGGCCAGCAGGAGGAGAACUUCAACAAGAUCCAGGACUUCCUGGAGAGCAAGAUAAAACAGUGAAGACCAGACACCAGCCGUCACUCCUCAACUGUCCCUGGUCCGUGUUCUGUCUCCUUUCAUGUUCUCCUGGCUGUCUAAUGGCAGCUUGUAUUCCUCAUUAUUUCCCCCGUUUGUAUGUAAACAGUACCUGUGUAUUGCACAUUAACUGUGUACUGCUGGCAGGAGCAGGCAGUAAGAAAUGAUUGCCUAUCAGUUUCACCGCUGAAGGACAUGAAAUUCGUCGUUAAAGCUAGCCUCGCAACUGUUCGGCAUUCGACAGUUUGUUUCCGCGGGUUUCUCGCAUUUAUAUUAUGUGUGUUGCUUGGGAAGAAAUGUUUAUGUUGAAAAAUGUCUCAUUUUUGGAAAGAGACCAUGAUUUAGGACUUGAGAUAAUUUAAUUAAGAUUAAAGUUAAUUAAGCCUGGAUUAAGAAGAAUGCUAGUCUAUUACAGCAUGCCUAAAACCUGUAAUGAUUGAAUUGCAUUUAUUUAUUAAAGAAUAUCUAGAAUUGUAGCGGCUGUUUUUAUUGGAUAUUUUUGGAGAAAUGUAGUUUCUUGUGCUACCUCAGAAUGAUCAUCUUAUUGUUCGCAUCAAGUCCCGCUGUGGUCAAGUAUAAUAUUUCAACGUGUAAGAAAACGUUGGUGGUAAUUCGCGGACAUACGCAUUUGAACAAUGACAGGUUGCAACAUCUCUAUGCUUUUUGCACUCAAGAAAAAACAUCCAAACAUCCUUUAUGCAAUCAUAGCUAUGCAAGUCUGGUAAAAUGAUUGAAAAUGUUUUUUUUCUCAUUUUUCUUCUUAUGUAAACCAAGAUUUGGUCUCUUCUCUUGUUCCCAUCGUUGUUUUUUCUUGUUUUGGAAUGUUGGACACAGUGAAAUGGCAUUGUAAAUUAAAAUGAUCAAACUGAGUGCAUUGUAAAUUCCCUAUCGAUUUAGCAUUGUCAAUUGAGUUUUAAAAUGAUUUGUUGAGUUUUUGUUUAUUGAUGUAAUUUGUAGGGCGAUGUCUAUACAGAAUUUGUAAAGUUUGAAUUAGGAAUAACUGACUUGAUGGACUGUAUGGCACAAGAAUCUUUAUUAAGUUGAUCUCUGGAGUGAAUGUAAAAUCUUGCUUUUUUAACACCUGUAACAGAAUGCACAGAAUAUCAUCCAUUUGUCAAUUUAAAUACGAUAUUAACAGAACCCUUUAUACAAACAUGUAGUUGCUGAUCCUGGCACUGCAUAUUAAUGGUAUCUCUGAACCUUUGUGUGAAUAUAAUCCAGGUAAUGGGCUGAGUUUUUUUCCCCCAUUAAUCAUGUUGCAAUGAAUCCAACUGACACCAAAAAGGUUCUAAAGGAAGCAAUAUCCAUGUCAGUGACUUUGUUAUAUACAGUAUGCUUUGCUUAUUUUCAAUUCAUGAAAGGGUAGUUUAUACUUCAAAGGUAGUUUCAUUACUCCAUGCCAAUAAAAAGAGCAGGAUCCAAACAA
Conger conger (European conger) is the source of this 2066-nucleotide messenger RNA. It is a transcript of the gene arl6ip5a, whose product is annotated as ADP-ribosylation factor-like 6 interacting protein 5a. Bases 53 to 625 code for a protein of 190 amino acids. The transcript is spliced from 3 exons. The record is from RefSeq and is a predicted model, not a curated record. NCBI's taxonomy places the organism in Eukaryota, Metazoa, Chordata, Actinopteri, Anguilliformes, Congridae. Gene Ontology annotation, cellular component: membrane. Gene Ontology annotation, biological process: negative regulation of transport.